AUGUUGCCAUCAAGAUCUGAUUCUUAAUAGAGAAGUCUUGAGAAUCCUGAUAAAUAGACAAUGAGAGUGGAUUCAACAAAAAGAACUGACAAAUUGAUUGAGGUUCCUCGAAAGAAGCUUAAUAUGAGAUUGUAUACAGAAUCUGAACAAAGGUUUCAAGAUUAUGUUAAUUCGAAGAUUGUUACUAUUAGUAUUAUUGCAUUAGUGGGAGCUUACGCAAUAUUAAUAUUUAUCAUUGUGGCCCUGGAGGAAUUGCUUGAUGAAACUGAGUUCAAUAAUGUUUCAUCAAUUUUGAGUUGGAUAGAACUUGGAAUAUUGAUAGUGUUCAUUCUAGAGAUAUUUGUUGGUUUGUAUGCUUGGGGCAUUAAGAAAUAUUAUAAAGACAAAUGGUUGAUUUUGGACACUCUAAUUAUCUUAUUGUCACUCUUUUUUGUGAUAUUUGAAUUGGCUGAUCAAAAAACAUCUAAUGUAAUCAAGGUAAUCUAGGCUGUCUUUCGAUUCUUAAGAAUCUUUCUCCUAAUUAGAAAGGCCUAGACAUUUAGGAGAUUGGCAACGAUUUCCACUAUUUCCACACCAGCUGAAAAAAUAGUACGGUUCUUGGCCGAGUUGAAGGAAGUGUUGGAAGAUGAAAAUAUGAAAUUGGAUAUUGAUUAUUGUAUUGACAAGAUAGGAAAUAAUCAAUUGUAUUAGAUGGGUAAAUUGGAUGAAGACAAUGCUGAAGCUAUGGCCUGGCUAAAUCAAAGUUAAUAAGGUAGAGCUGAAGUCAAACGAAUUGUAACAAAUGAAUAAUAAUAAUAAUAACAACAAAAGAAAGUAAUUGCUAAUUUUUAAAAACUUAAUAUUCCAAAAAGAUUACUGGAGAUAUUAUAUAAAUAACAUGAUGAUCUUUAUAUUGAUCCUUUUGAGAUGUGA
Molecule: messenger RNA, 912 nt
Organism: Paramecium tetraurelia
Lineage: Eukaryota; Ciliophora; Oligohymenophorea; Peniculida; Parameciidae
Exons: 5
Biological process (GO): transmembrane transport; monoatomic ion transport
Cellular component (GO): plasma membrane; voltage-gated sodium channel complex
Molecular function (GO): voltage-gated sodium channel activity
Source: RefSeq, a predicted model, not a curated record